AGGGGUCCGAGCGAGGAAGGGGGGAUGGGCGGGGUGGGCGCUGCCCAAAGCUAACCCACGUCUCUGCCCUCGCAGAAAAGGAACCGGGCCAUCACCGCCCGCAGGCAGCACCUGAAGAGCGUCAUGCUCCAGAUAGCGGCCACUGAGCUGGAGAAAGAAGAGAGCCGCCGGGAGUCCGAGAAAGCCAACUACCUGGCUGAGCACUGCCCGCCCCUGCACCUGCCAGGGUCCAUGUCGGAGGUGCAGGACCUCUGCAGGCAGCUCCACGCCAAGGUCGAUGCAGCUGAAGAGGAGAAAUAUGACAUGGAAGUGAAGGUUCAGAAAAGCACAAAGGAGCUGGAAGACAUGAACCAGAAGCUCUUUGACCUUCGAGGCAAGUUCAAGAGGCCUCCUCUGAGGAGGGUGAGGAUGUCGGCUGACGCCAUGCUGAAGGCGCUGCUGGGCUCCAAGCACAAGGUGUGUAUGGACCUGAGAGCCAACCUGAAGCAGGUGAAGAAGGAGGACACCGAGAAGGAAAGGGACCUUCGUGACGUGGGUGACUGGAGGAAGAACAUUGAAGAAAAGUCUGGAAUGGAGGGCAGAAAGAAGAUGUUUGAGACCGAGUCCUAGGCCCGCCCGCCCGCCUGCCCAGCUGCCCGCCCACCCACUCGCCCGCCUGUCCCCCUCCGGCCCCCCCCCCCGCCUGCCCACCAGGCUUCCCCGCUCCCAGAUCCUAUUUAUUCCAGGUCCAUUUCUCCCGCCCCUUUGCCAAGGCCAGCCCCUCCGAAGCCGCGCCCCCAGUGCCCCCCACAGGCUCCCCAAGGGGCCCCAGAGAGUGGGCGGUGGAGAGAGAAGCCCCAGGGCUCUGCCCAGCAGCAGCCCCGCCCCCGUGUGCAGGGGGCCGUCCUCCCGCAGAAACGUUAGCCAUGUAAAUAAAGCUUUGGAAGUCCA
Molecule: messenger RNA, 930 nt
Organism: Antechinus flavipes (yellow-footed antechinus)
Lineage: Eukaryota; Metazoa; Chordata; Mammalia; Dasyuromorphia; Dasyuridae
Gene: TNNI2
Product: troponin I2, fast skeletal type
Exons: 5
Coding region: 124-609 (161 amino acids)
Biological process (GO): muscle contraction
Cellular component (GO): troponin complex
Source: RefSeq, a predicted model, not a curated record